CAUUCUUUUAUUUGGAGAGGCGGAUAAAGUGGCGGACAAACUUGGCAAGAUGCAUGGAUCCUACAAAGAGUUCUUGUCGGCGCCAACAAGGAGAGAUUGGUUCCUAAGCUCACCCUACUUGCACCAUCUCUCAUCAACAUAACAUAGCACAGAAUACUUCUCUCUCUCUCUCUCUCAUCUCUUUCGUCACCCCGACAAGAGGACAAAUUACACAUCUCAUGUACAGCCAAUCCAUAGCCGGCCUUUUCACAUGCCACCAAAGCCGCCUUAUAUGAGCUCACCGUCUCUAACCUUCAUCUCUUUCAGGCGCUGCACUCGAGCAUGAAAAAGAGUCAGCUUGCAGGUUUCUGACUCUUUCUUCUCUCUCUUCGCCUACUGUUUCGUGUUUCUGGGUCGGUCAUUCCUUGGAAUCUUCAGAUCUAGUUGCUACCUUCUUGCCAUGAGAUCCCAAAGUACACAACCUUCUGUAUAUUCCUUGUGCAAGCACCAAAUUCAACUCCUCUGCUGCGCCUUCUGCACUCUCUGCUUCUUCGUUCUCAUGCUUACCCUCUCUAGAUCUUUGUCUCUGUCUCUUGACAUAUGACGCAAUUCACUAGAAGUGCACCGGCGCCUCCUCCUCUGCACCCCAAUGGGGUAGGCCUGUGCCUGGGCAUGGACGCAUCGAAGCCCUCCUUGUCCCGUUCCCGGCCGUGGCCCGGCCUCCCUGUCUCCUCCUCCAAGUCCCUCGGCAGCUUGAACUCCGUGAACUACAUGGAGCAGCUGCUCGUCAACUGCGCCAACGCCGUCGAAAGCAACGACGCCACCCUUGCCCAGCAGAUCCUGUGGGUUCUCAACAACAUCGCACCCCCCGACGGCGACUCCAACCAGCGUCUGACGUCCGCCUUCCUCCGGGCCCUCAUCGCCCGGGCCUCCAAGACCGGCUCCUGCAAGAUGCUCACGGCUGUCGCAGCCCGUGCUGACGCCGAUCUCGCCCUCCACGUCCACCGUUUCUCUGCCAUCGACCUCGCGAGCUUUAUCGAUCUCACUCCCUGGCACCGCUUCGGCUACACCGCGGCAAACGCUACCAUCGCGGAGGCUGUCGAGGGGGUACCUGCGAUCCACAUCGUUGAUCUCACCACCACGCACUGCAUGCAGAUGCCAACCCUGAUCGACCUGCUGGCCAAUCGUCCCGAAGGUCCGCCGCUCAUAAGGCUCACCGUGCCGAGCCUGACGACAACUGCGCCACCACCGCCGAUGCUGGACAUGUCGUACGACGAACUUGGAUCGCGGCUGGUCAAUUUCGCGCGUUCCAGGAACGUAGCUAUGGAGUUCAGGGUGAUCCCUUCCGAUCCCAGCGAUGCGUUUGAUUCGUUGAUCGAGCAGUUGAGAGUCGAACGAUUAGUCUCCGAAGACGAGGCCGUGAUAGUGAACUGCCAGAUGCUGCUGCAUUACAUUCCGGAGGAGACGGUCGGAGCAAUCGCCACCACGAUGAGCGUCAACUCACCAACACUAUCCGUCCGGAAGAUGUUCCUCGAGGCUCUACGGGGUCUCGAGCCUACACUAGUGACGGUGGUGGACGAGGACGCCGACUUCACAGAGAGUGACCUGGUAGGAAGACUGCGUUCGGCGUUCAAUUAUCUAUGGAUACCAUACGACACGGUGGACACGUUCCUCCCCAGGGGGAGCGAGCAGCGGCGGUGGUACGAGGCCGGGGUGCGCUGGAAGAUCGGUAACGUGAUCGCGCAGGAGGGGCUGCAGAGAGUGGAACGGGUGGAGCCGAAGGGGAGGUGGGCGCAAAGGAUGAGGGCGGCGGGGUUCCGGUCGGCGGGGUUCACGGAGGAGGUGGCCGUGGAGGUAAAGAGCAUGCUCGACGAGCACGCAGCCGGCUGGGGGUUGAAGAAGGAGGAGGAGGAGUUGGUGCUCACUUGGAAGGGGCACGAUGUGGUGUUUGCCGCAGCUUGGGUGCCCUGCUGAGAGAACUUGCAUGAGAAGAAAGCAUCUGUGAGUGCUGAUUUAAUAUUGCUUAGAUUAGCAUUUGUUCCCAAUAACCAGUGAUUAAUUUGCCAAGAUUAGUAUCAGUUCUGAGUC
This is a messenger RNA of Musa acuminata subsp. malaccensis (wild Malaysian banana), 2067 nucleotides long. RefSeq names its product scarecrow-like protein 32. Gene Ontology annotation, molecular function: DNA-binding transcription factor activity; sequence-specific DNA binding. Lineage: Eukaryota; Viridiplantae; Streptophyta; Magnoliopsida; Zingiberales; Musaceae. The record is from RefSeq and is a predicted model, not a curated record. Gene Ontology annotation, biological process: regulation of DNA-templated transcription. Gene Ontology annotation, cellular component: nucleus.